Austrofundulus limnaeus is the source of this 563-nucleotide messenger RNA. RefSeq names its product mitochondrial ribosomal protein S18C (gene mrps18c). Gene Ontology annotation, molecular function: structural constituent of ribosome; small ribosomal subunit rRNA binding. Gene Ontology annotation, biological process: mitochondrial translation. The transcript has 6 exons. The record is from RefSeq and is a predicted model, not a curated record. Gene Ontology annotation, cellular component: mitochondrial small ribosomal subunit; ribosome. NCBI's taxonomy places the organism in Eukaryota, Metazoa, Chordata, Actinopteri, Cyprinodontiformes, Rivulidae. The coding region runs from base 16 to 402 and encodes 128 amino acids.
CUGUCUAACACGAAAAUGUCGUUUGUUAGGGGUCUCCAGAGGGUAAAAGCUGCUUUAAAUCUCCGUGGAAGCAUUGGUUUCAGGAGUCUCACGUCAAACGGAGCUUAUCACAAAGAUGACAUGGUCGUGAAAAUGGAGAAUCCUUACAGAGAGUCUCCAAAAGUCUGCGUUCUCUGCAAAAUCCCUGUAGACUUUAAAAACGUACAGCUGCUGUCUCAGUUCGUCUCUCCGCACACAGGCAGGAUUUACGGCCGACACAUCACAGGUUUAUGUGGAGUAAAACAGAAGCAAAUCACUAAAGCUAUAAAGAAGGCUCGAUCAAUGGGUUUCAUGCCAGUGACCAACAAACAUCCUCAGUUAAUGAACGAUCCCCAAAUCUGUGACAUCAAAACUGUGGCUUAGAGGAUCAUUCUAAAUUUUGUGUAUUAAAAUGUGUGUGCUGUGUGGAACCAGACUUGUCACACCAUGACUCAGUUUGUCUUUGUAAUAAAUCUUAAAACAUGCAAACACUGGUUUCAUCAUGUCGAAUCUGUUUUGACUCAGAUUAAAACACUUUGACCCUC